Molecule: messenger RNA, 2607 nt
Organism: Lodderomyces theae
Lineage: Eukaryota; Fungi; Ascomycota; Pichiomycetes; Serinales; Debaryomycetaceae
Gene: LYS143
Product: Lys143p
Exons: 1
Coding region: 1-2607 (868 amino acids)
Biological process (GO): positive regulation of transcription by RNA polymerase II
Cellular component (GO): nucleus
Molecular function (GO): zinc ion binding; DNA-binding transcription factor activity, RNA polymerase II-specific; transcription cis-regulatory region binding
Source: RefSeq, a predicted model, not a curated record
AUGUCAACUGGAGUGAUGGACUUUGGCAUACGAAAUUUAAAUAACGGCGAAAACGAUGGCCACCACAGUAACCCUACCGUUCGCAACAGUAUACAUGACCCGAAUAAUGUCAGCCACAAUAACAUCACCACCACCACCACCACCACCACCACCAACAACAACAACAACAACAACAACAAGCGAAUUUAUAGCAAGGGCGGUUGCAGAGAAUGCAAGAGACGCAAAAUCAAAUGUGAUGAGGGAAAACCAGCUUGUUGGCAAUGUCUUCGGUUGAAAAAGGAGUGUUCUUAUCCAGCUUUGGGAGAGAAGGUACUAAGAGUUCUGAAAAAGCAGCAAAAGAUGCUGUCAUCAGGUUCAUCCUUACUGCCGAUGGAAAAUCAGAGGAUGUUCGAGAUGAAUAGAGUGCCAUAUAUUGCAACUAAUCCAUUGUCAAUAACUUCAAACACAGUUCCAGUAGAGGGGAGGAAAUUAUUGUAUAAUUACGAUGCAUCGAGACCAACUCAUGGGGCACUCGAAUCCCAUCAAAGAGGCUACGGCGAACCUUCGGGGAACGCACACUCUACUGUGCCAUAUCAGCCACAGCUGCAACUACACCCACCACAACCACAUUCUCAAAUCGGACCACCUCGCGAACAUUACCCUCAAGAACAGUAUCCACACCCUCAGGGUACUUAUCCACUGCAAUCUCAACUUCCACCCUUGCAGAGACCGCUCAAUCAGCCACAUUUACCUCGUUUGUACCAAAGUCGUAUUUUGCCUAUUCAAGAGAAUGGUUCCAACCCGACCCCAUUCAAGUACUACUUCCGUCAGGAUCCACUUUCGAGUGUGUUACCUCCUCCACAAGUGUCUCAACGACCAGGUCCUACAAUGAGUGGAGGUCCUAUUUUCCCUAACCAGAUUCGUUAUGACUUACCCUCUCGUCUAGUUGAUAGAACUACUGGUGGCGGUGGUGCCGGGGUGUCGAGCUUAUUGAAUAACUCACCUGGUUCAGAUACACAAACAACUCAACAGCAACAAUCACAACAACAAGGAUUGGACAAAAAUGACAUUGACAAGGAAGAAAACUCAAUUACACCACAACCAACACUCGCCCCACAGCCUUCCACAUCAGAGGUGCACAGCAAUGAUGAAGGUGCAUCCUUCUCUACACCACCUACUCUUCUUGGUGACGACGUGGUAGAGCUAUUUGAACUAAGCGAUUUGAACUUGUUAGCUUCGGAUCUUCAAAAUAUGGUGAAUGGAAUACUUUACAAUAUUGCUCCAGAAUCCAAAGAAAAGGCCAAGGAAAAAGAAACUACCGAGGUGAAAAACACAAUGCCCUUUGUUGAAAAGUUGGAAAGGAAUGUUCCUGUAGAUUUCAUCAAGUUGGAAAAUGCGCAGAAUAAGAGCUAUUUGGAUGAAUUCUACUACAACUUUUCAAAUAUUGUGUUGCCAUUUGCAUCAUUUGACAAGGAGAAAAACGUUUACUUCAAUCCGGCAAGGGAUAUAUUGUUGAGCACAGCAGCAAAUACUGAUUAUGUCUUGGCUGCUGUGUUGGCUAAUGGGGCCCAUACCAGGUUUACAAAGACACGAAACAUAGAGGAUGAAGAGUUUUACUACUUGUACUUGAACGACUGUCUCAAGUUGUUACAUCCGGCAAUAUCUGACAAUACAAAAUUGUCAUCAAAGAUUGAAAGUGUGUUGCUAACGGUUCUUUUGCUAACUGCUGCAAAUGCAGCUGAUCCGAAACAGGAUUGGCGUCCACAUUUGCGAGGAGCAAAAGAUUUGUUGAUGAAGUGUUCAAGCAAGAUAGCCAAACCUUCAAAGGUGUUUGUGUUUUGUAAAGCGUGGUUUGUGACGUUGGAAGUGUUGGCCGGUAUCAGCUCCAAAAAGGGAGGUACAUUGCAAACUGAAGAGGAAACAGAUGAGUUGUUCAAUUUGAGCAGCGAGUACGAGAUCAAGACAUUGAAAGAUCUUGGACUAAUUUUAGACAAUGGAUUCAACAUUAUGGGUGGGUAUCAUCACGAUUGCUACGGUGCGUUCCGUGAAUUGAUCAAGAUCUUGAACAGAAAGAGAAGUGGUACGUUGAAUGCUAAGGACUCUCUACAGUAUGUGGAGCUUUUUGCCAAGCUUGAAUCGUUGCGAGAAAUUGACUUUGUCAAAGAUCCCACUGCUCCAGGGAGUGUGCUAGUUGAAGACGUUCGAGGUGUUGUUAUUUCAUGGUCUGAUGUGAGUCACAAACUGUACAUGGCAGCGUCAAUGAUCACCCUUCUUCAAACAUGUUUUGACGAGUCAUAUACCUCACCCCAAGUACAGGUUUUGACAAACCACAUUAUUGACUUGGUUUCUUUUGUUAAUGACUAUAGUCCGUUUGCGCCAUCGUCGAGGUACAAGGCUGACAAUGGACUCAUGAUGCUCCAAUGGCCAGUAUUGGUUGCCGGCCAAAACUUGGAACCAAAUGACAGCAGAGAGAUGGAUAUAGUACGUGUGUUUUUCGAACAUCUGUCGAGGGUUGGGUCUGGAGGAGCGUUGAUUGCCUUGAGGCGUGUGAAGAAAGUAUGGAGAAAAAGAACAGAUCCUUCAUUUGUUGAUGAUGGAAAUGAGUCUGAAGAUUUACUUUCGUACUAA